AUGGUAUUAUGGGGUAUGCAAGUGAAUGUUCGUGAGCAUAGAAUGCAAAGUAACAUGGGCGAUCUUGAAUUCCCAGGUAACGAGUGUCAUGGAGGAAACAAGACAAUAAUUGUUCGUGCGGAGAUGGGAAAAAGUUCUAUCUGGCGUGGUAAUGAAAUCUGCCUAAUUGCCAUAUAUGACCAAUAG
Molecule: messenger RNA, 186 nt
Organism: Acaulospora morrowiae
Lineage: Eukaryota; Fungi; Glomeromycota; Glomeromycetes; Diversisporales; Acaulosporaceae
Source: the annotation of a GenBank genome assembly